UCCUCUACCGUCAUCACUAACAUUUCUCUCUCUCUCUUUAAAUUUCUCGGUCUACUUCUUGCUUCAAAAGCACAGAGAAAAACUCCAAAUAUCUAAAGAAACUCGGUGAAAAUAAUCAAUUAAAGGAAAACAAAAGAUGGUGAUCUUGACGAUUACAUUUCAUGUAGGAAUUCUCUAACAACCCACCAUUUUCUCUUCUUGACUCCCUCAAUCCUCCACCCCACCCCCACCCACCCUCGUUUCAUUUCAUGUGCUCAGACGUUGAGCAGUCUUCAUGCGUGAGAAUGUCAAGUGCAGAGUAUUUUCUCGUCAAAGAAGAGCCAAAGGAGAUUAAACUCGACAUUCUUUCAGAAUCUAAGGUGGACGAUCCAGAUUAUUCACAAGAUAUUGUGUCAGAUGGUGGUCAAGUUAAUGUAACAAAACAAGAUGAUCAAGAUACUCAUCACAAAGAUGAAGAAGAAGAGGUUAAGGCAAUAUUUUCUUCUCGAGAAUCUAAAAAGCCAUGUUUAGCACAGUCCGAGGUAGAAGAAUAUGAUGAAGGGUUCAAAACGCCGACGUCUUCGGAUCACAAAAUCCCAGUGGUCAAGCAGUGCCCGCCAGCACCAAGAAAAACCAGAUCAUCUACGAAAAGAAAAUUAUCGCCAUCAAGAAUUCGUAGGCGCCUCCAGCUUGAUGUGUCGGCCGAGAUCGAAUCAAUGUUCCCUCCAAGGCCUCGAGAUGAUAAUGAACACAAAAUCAAGAAAGCUCGAAGCAAUGAUGAUGAAUAAAUGUUUACGACACCUCUCUCUCUAUACAGUAAGAUUAUUUAUUCUAAAAAAUAAUGAGGUUCUUUUUCUUAAUGUUCAUGGUUUUCUUGACUAUAUAUAUUGAAAAUAUAAACAUAUUUUUACUUCAAAGAAUUCAUUUAA
Molecule: messenger RNA, 908 nt
Organism: Olea europaea var. sylvestris
Lineage: Eukaryota; Viridiplantae; Streptophyta; Magnoliopsida; Lamiales; Oleaceae
Product: cyclin-dependent protein kinase inhibitor SMR10-like
Exons: 1
Coding region: 249-767 (172 amino acids)
Biological process (GO): regulation of DNA endoreduplication
Source: RefSeq, a predicted model, not a curated record